GAUCUCAGUGAAAAUUUGGGAUUGCAGGAUGAAACUCGUGAUGAACUUGGUGCCGAGUUCCACAAGAAGUUGGAUUUGAAGGAUGAGGAUGAAAGGGUAGCUGAAAAUGAGAAGAAAGAUUCGGACUUUGUAGCUGGUAGUGGAGAAUAUGGUGGUGAGGAAUUGGGUGGUGAAGGUGGUUGUGCCCCCAGAAACAGGUGAAGCACAAGGGAGUGAUAAUAAUGAUGGUUGGGAUGAUGAUGAGGGUUAUGGCUGGAAUGCGAAUGUGAAAGAAAGUGAGGUUGCUAAGGUAAGUGGAGAUUUUGAUGUUGAUGGUGAUGGUAAUGGUGAUGAUGAAGUUGAAGUUGAAGGUGAUGAAGAAGUGGAGAAGAAGAAAGAUAGAAGCAGUGGUAGAGUUCAACAGCAAUAUCCACUGAGGCCUGAUGCUGAAGAUUGUGCUUUCUAUCUUAAAACUGGAACUUGCAAAUUUGGAUUCAAUUGCAAGUUUAAUCACCCACUUGGUAGGAGGAAGAACCAGGUAUUAAUUAUUCUUCUGUUAAAGAGAAGGUUUGGGAAAGUGAAAACCAAAUUCAAUGCACGAACACGAUAA
Molecule: messenger RNA, 589 nt
Organism: Arachis ipaensis
Lineage: Eukaryota; Viridiplantae; Streptophyta; Magnoliopsida; Fabales; Fabaceae
Source: RefSeq, a predicted model, not a curated record